Molecule: messenger RNA, 1488 nt
Organism: Rubroshorea leprosula
Lineage: Eukaryota; Viridiplantae; Streptophyta; Magnoliopsida; Malvales; Dipterocarpaceae
Source: the annotation of a GenBank genome assembly
GGCGGUCAUGGAGGGUCAGUUGGGUAAUUUUGUUCAUCCACCAAAUUCAUCACGAUGGAGGCCUCCCGGCAAUGAGGUAUCUGACCGCGAGUUCAUGUAUGUUCUCGAUGAGAAAGUAAACAACGGUCGUGUCGAUCCGCCAUUUAGUUACAUGGUCACAGAGACCGACAUCCUCGCAGGCGAACCGUGGCAACUCCCAGGUAUAUUUAAUUAGUUAUACAUCUUAAUUUCCUUUUAAAUACUCUAUUUAUAUAUUUUUAGUAAUUUUAAUUUAAUUUUUUAUUUUUUAAAAUAUAAAAUCACAAUUUGAUGGUAAAACCGUUUGAAAUCUCGAUUAUUCUUUUAUGGGUGGAGGAAUCACCCUGAUGGUUGGUCGACUGCUGUGAGACGGAGGAGAUGACUUGCGACUGUUGUUAGGCGAAAGAGAGCAGAUCGGUGAUGAGGAACGAGCAGUGAGAAUGGUGAUCGGUGACGGAAGGGGUGAAAAUUGAUGAUCGGAGAAAGUGGAGAAAAAGGGUUCUGAAUGGGAGAAGAAUCGGGUGAUGACUAGUGAUGGAGACAAAGGCUGUUGAUCGAAAAAAAAAUGGAGAGAGGGGGUUCUGGAUGGAAGAAGAAUUCUUUUUUCGCCGUCUACAGCCUCCUCUUUUUUUGUGUGGCUCUCCCCCUUUUAAAGAGAAAGGAAACCUAGGGUUGGUUUUUUGGGUUUGGGUUUUAAUGGGCUAAUUUGAGAAACUGACUAGUGGGUUCAAUAUUUCGAAAUUAUUUUCAUGUAAAAUAAGUGUUAUUUUUUACGUAAUACAGAAGUUUGUUCGAAAAGUGUGUAAAUGUGUACCGUAUUUACGCAUUUGAUUAAUUUCUAACGCUGAAUUUGCUGAUGCAGUAACGACAGAUGAUUUGCGCUGGUAUUUUUCGAAAAGGAAAACGAAAACAGAAAGAACAGAGAGAAUCGACAGGACUAUAGCACAAUCGGAUGGAAACUCUCGAUGGCAUCAGUACGGGAAUGUAGAAGAAAUUAAGGAUUAUGAUGACAAUAAGUGGGGAGAGAAGAGGCCGUUCAAACAUAGAAUAAAUAACAACAACACAGGAUGGCACAUGAGAGAAUAUAUCUUGGACCGAAGCCGUGUUGCACCUGGCAGUGAUAAUCAUAUUGUUUUUUGUAGAAUAUUCUACAAGGAAGAGCAGUGACUGCCGGGGAAGUAACCUACAUUCUCUCCAGGGCUUAUGAUCCAUAAACUGAAUAAAGUAACCUACAUUUUCUGCAUGUCCUCAAUUCAGAAUGGCAGAGACUUUCCUUCAUCAGUGCGUUGUAUACACAAUACCCUGCCAUGUUUCCUACAGGAUAUGCAAUAUCACGAACCUCAUUUUCUUAAUAAAAUUUUCCUUAUUUGAUAUAUCUGCUGCUUUUAGCAUUUGUUGUAGUUCAAAUGAAAGGCACUUGAAACACAAUGGAAAAAGUCAAGAUGAAGGAAAUGAAGGAAAUAAGAGUAU